Molecule: messenger RNA, 2734 nt
Organism: Biomphalaria glabrata
Lineage: Eukaryota; Metazoa; Mollusca; Gastropoda; Planorbidae
Exons: 3
Coding region: 2384-2701 (105 amino acids)
Source: RefSeq, a predicted model, not a curated record
ACGAUGUACAUACUUUUGGCGACGAAGGACGAGGAUCCACUCCAAGUUUUAAAAUUACCAAUCUGACAGUGUGCUGCUUGUUUUUUGGUUCAAACCAACCUUCCAAACUUAACAAAUCGAAGGCAAUCUUUAUUAUGAUGUAGAACUUGAUCUACAAUAAUUGAAUAAUUAUCUAGAGCUAGAUCUGUCAUCUAUAAUGAGUAUAAGGGUGAGCUGAAAGUUGGUCGACAUAACAGGGGUGACCCCUGAGCCUGAAGCUUGACUAAGCUAUUUAAGGCUAAGACCGACCAAGGCCCGACUUGCUCUCCAGUGACUCCAUCCAGUAAGAGAGUGAGACGCAACUAGAUUUCUAUGUAGAAUCUAGACUCUAUAUGUCUAUCUAGAAUAGAUUCUAGAUAGUUCUGAGUAGUCAACUAGGCUACUAGAAUUUACUAGAUCUAGGUCUAGAUAAAGUUUUAAGUGAAUAUAAUUGAAUAGGCCUAUUAGAUGUGAUUUGAGUGGACCUAUACAAUACUACAAGGCUGCGCGACGCACCCUCGAGCUCGAGUGUACUCCCCUAGUUGUGGCUACCUAGUCCUAGAUCUAAGAUAUCUAGUCUAGAUAUAGAAUCUAAAUCUACACUCAUUCGGUAAAUCUUUGUAAUUUUUGUUAGUUCAUUUCCAUGUGGAUGCUAAAAUCUACUCAUCCUGUCAGAAUGCUGACAUCUACUCAUUAGAAUGCUGAAAUCUACUCAUUAGAAUGCUGACAUCUACUUAUCCUGUUAGAAUGCUGACAUCUACUCAAUAGAAUGCUGACAUCAACUCAUCCUGUUAGAAUGCUGACAUCUACUCAUCCUUUCAGAAUGCUGACAUCUACUCAUCCUGUCUGAAUGCUGACAUCUACUCAUCCUGUCUGAAUGCUGACAUCUACUCAUCCUGUCUGAAUGCUGACAUCUACUCAUCCUGUCUGAAUGCUGACAUCUACUCAUCCUGUCAGAAUGCUGACAUCCACUCAUCCUGUCAGAAUGCUGACAUCCACUCAUCCUGUCAGAAUGCUGACAUCACCUCAUCCUGUCAGAAUGCUGACAUCCACUCAUCCUGUCAGAAUGCUGACAUCACCUCAUCCUGUCAGAAUGCUGACAUCCACUCAUCCUGUCAGAAUGCUGACAUCAACUCAUCCUGUCAGAAUGCUGACAUCACCUCAUCCUGUCAGAAUGCUGACAUCACCUCAUCCUGUCAGAAUGCUGACAUCACCUCAUCCUGUCAGAAUGCUGACAUCACCUCAUCCUGUCAGAAUGCUGACAUCCACUCAGCCUGUAGAAUGCUGACAUCCACUCAGCCUGUAGAAUGCUGACAUCCACUCAGCCUGUCAGAAUGCUGACGUCCACUCAGCCUGUCAGAAUGCUGACAUCCACUCAGCCUGUCAGAAUGCUGAUAUCUACUCAGCCUGUCAGAAUGCUGACAUCUACUCUUUAGAAUGCUGACAUCUACUCUUUAGAAUGCUGACAUCUACUCAUUAGAAUGCUGACAUCUACUCAUUAGAAUGCUGACAUCUACUCAUCCUGUCAGAAUGCUGACAUCUACUCAUCCUGCAGAAUGCUGACAUCUACUCAAUAGAAUGCUGACAUCAACUCAUCCUGUUAGAAUGCUGACAUCUACUCAUCCUUUCAGAAUGCUGACAUCUACUCAUCCUGUCUGAAUGCUGACAUCUACUCAUCCUGUCUGAAUGCUGACAUCUACUCAUCCUGUCUGAAUGCUGACAUCUACUCAUCCUGUCUGAAUGCUGACAUCUACUCAUCCUGUCAGAAUGCUGACAUCCACUCAUCCUGUCAGAAUGCUGACAUCCACUCAUCCUGUCAGAAUGCUGACAUCACCUCAUCCUGUCAGAAUGCUGACAUCCACUCAUCCUGUCAGAAUGCUGACAUCACCUCAUCCUGUCAGAAUGCUGACAUCCACUCAUCCUGUCAGAAUGCUGACAUCAACUCAUCCUGUCAGAAUGCUGACAUCACCUCAUCCUGUCAGAAUGCUGACAUCACCUCAUCCUGUCAGAAUGCUGACAUCACCUCAUCCUGUCAGAAUGCUGACAUCACCUCAUCCUGUCAGAAUGCUGACAUCCACUCAGCCUGUAGAAUGCUGACAUCCACUCAGCCUGUAGAAUGCUGACAUCCACUCAGCCUGUCAGAAUGCUGACGUCCACUCAGCCUGUCAGAAUGCUGACAUCCACUCAGCCUGUCAGAAUGCUGAUAUCUACUCAGCCUGUCAGAAUGCUGACAUCUACUCUUUAGAAUGCUGACAUCUACUCUUUAGAAUGCUGACAUCUACUCAUUAGAAUGCUGACAUCUACUCAUUAGAAUGCUGACAUCUACUCAUCCUGUCAGAAUGCUGACAUCUACUCAUCCUGCAGAAUGCUGACAUCUACUCACCCUGUCAGAAUGCUGACAUCUACUCACCCUGUCAGAAUGCUGACAUCUACUCACCCUGUCAGAAUGCUGACAUCUACACACCAUGUCAGAAUGCUGACAUCUACACACCCUGUCAGAAUGCUGACAUCUACUCACCCUGUCAGAAUGCUGACAUCUACUCACCCUGUCAGAAUGUUGACAUCUACUCACCCUGUCAGAAUGCUGACAUCUACUCACCCUGUCAGAAUGCUGACAUCUACUCACCCUGUCAGAAUGCUGACAUCUACUCACCCUGUUAGAAAGCCAAAAGCUAUAGCCUAGUGAGUGCCACCCAUUGUUGGCUGUUGUGAAGUU